Messenger RNA from Culex pipiens pallens (northern house mosquito), 619 nucleotides. RefSeq names its product histone H3.1-like. Gene Ontology annotation, molecular function: DNA binding; protein heterodimerization activity; structural constituent of chromatin. The transcript has a single exon. Lineage: Eukaryota; Metazoa; Arthropoda; Insecta; Diptera; Culicidae. Bases 34 to 444 code for a protein of 136 amino acids. Gene Ontology annotation, cellular component: nucleosome. The record is from RefSeq and is a predicted model, not a curated record.
UUCAUACUGUCAACACCUCGUCGAACGUCAACGAUGGCUCGUACCAAGCAAACCGCUCGGAAGUCAACUGGUGGCAAGGCCCCGCGCAAGCAACUGGCAACCAAAGCCGCUCGUAAGAGUGCGCCAGCCACGGGAGGAGUGAAGAAGCCCCAUCGGUUCCGGCCGGGAACGGUGGCCCUGCGGGAGAUUCGCCGCUACCAGAAGUCUACGGAUCUGCUGCUGCGCAAGGCGCCCUUCCAGCGUCUGGUGCGUGAGGUGGCCCAGGACUACAAGACGGAUCUUCGCUUCCAGAGCUCGUCGGUGAUGGCACUGCAGGAGGCUUGCGAGGCGUACCUGGUCGGGCUGUUCGAGGACACUAAUCUGUGCGCGAUUCAUGCCAAGCGAGUCACGAUCAUGCCGAAGGACAUCCAGCUGGCUCGGCGCGUUCGUGGAGAACGUGAUUGAGCUGUGUACAUGCCGUAGAACAAACAAAUCGGCCCUUUUCAGGGCCACUAAAUAAUCACGAAAGAGUUGUUUCUCGAACCUAGUUCCAGCUAUCGAAUAUGAGUUCUUAACAAUAGAAACUCCAGAAAUUUAACUAGAUUAAUUUGUAAGUACCUUUAAUCGAUUGACAGCUACA